CCAGCUCUGGUCACUGCUGCACAAAGAACUCAAGAAUCAUAGCCUCUGGACUUUUCACAGCCCUGCACGCGGGUCUUACCUGGUCCCAGCCUCCAUCUUUAUCCCAGCUCCUUCCCCAGCCUGGCCGCUGGCCCUGCCUCUACUUCAGCUCUGACAGCCUCAGAGGCCGUGUUGGUCCAAACAUGUCAGUGAAGUAUGAAGACCUCCAGUACUUGGAGAGUGAGAAGAAAAGCCAGGGGUUUACAGAUGGGCUGCCUGCCCUCGAGACCUUCCUGCAGCGGCUCCUCUCCAGCACCCGCUCCUUCCUGCUCUCCCUGGGCCUCAGCCUCCUCCUGCUGGUCGGCAUCUGUGUGAUCGGAUCCCAAAAUUCCAAGUUUCAGAGGGACCUGGCAACCCUGAGAACAACUUUCAGCAACUUCACUUCAAACACUACGGCUGAGGUCCAGGCACUGAAAUCCCAGGGUGAGCCUGGUGGAAGUUGGCAAGAAAUGAUAACAUCUCUGAAAGCUGAGGUGGAAAGUCACAAGCAGGAACUGCAAGCAGCCCGUAGCUUGAAUGACAAGGUGCUUUCUCUGGAGAGCAGCCUGGAGAACCAGCUGCAGGAACUCAAAGCAGGUUAUUCCGAAACGCUCUUGCGAGUCCAACAGCUGGUCAAGAACCUGAACUCCCUGACCUGCAAGAUGGCUGCUCUCAAGAGCAAUGGCUCGCAAAACAACUGCUGUCCUACCAGUUGGCUGGAGCAUGAAGGCAGCUGCUACUGGUUCUCUUCCUCGGGGAAGCCCUGGCCCGAGGCUGAGAAGUACUGCCAGCUGGAGGAUGCCUACCUGGUGGUCAUCAACUCCAGAGAGGAACAGGAUUUUGUCCAGGCCCAUAUAGGCUCCUCUUACACCUGGAUGGGCCUCAGUGAUCUGGAUGGAGUCUGGAAAUGGGCGGAUGGGACGGACUAUGAGACCAACUUCAAGAACUGGAAGCCAGGCCAGCCGGACGACUGGCAAGGGCACGGGCUGGGUGGGGGCGAGGACUGUGCCCACUUCCACCCCGAUGGCAAGUGGAAUGACGACGCGUGCCAGAGACCCUACCACUGGAUCUGCGAGGCUGGGCUGAGCAAGGGCAGCUAG
Messenger RNA from Globicephala melas (long-finned pilot whale), 1118 nucleotides. RefSeq names its product C-type lectin domain containing 10A (gene CLEC10A). Gene Ontology annotation, molecular function: signaling receptor activity. The record is from RefSeq and is a predicted model, not a curated record. NCBI's taxonomy places the organism in Eukaryota, Metazoa, Chordata, Mammalia, Artiodactyla, Delphinidae.